This is a messenger RNA of Tympanuchus pallidicinctus (lesser prairie-chicken), 5396 nucleotides long. RefSeq names its product tankyrase 1 binding protein 1 (gene CNOT12). Gene Ontology annotation, cellular component: heterochromatin; nucleus. Lineage: Eukaryota; Metazoa; Chordata; Aves; Galliformes; Phasianidae. The transcript has 13 exons. Bases 225 to 5042 code for a protein of 1605 amino acids. Gene Ontology annotation, biological process: cellular response to ionizing radiation; double-strand break repair. The record is from RefSeq and is a predicted model, not a curated record.
GAAUAUGCAGCGGCAGCGGCGGCGGGUGAGCGCGGGUAGGGCGCGGGGUCACGGCGGGAGCGCUCCGCGGGCGCCAGUGAGUCACGGGAGCCGUGCGGCCACGCCAAACCGGGCCUGGGGAUCGCGGCCCGCGCCCCUCCAGCCCCCCGUCCCGGCCAUGAGGCGGCUGCGGGGCAGGGGCUGAGUGCACGCUGAGUCUGCUGAGCAUUAGCUCCAGCUUCACCAUGGCCUCCCAGCCCCAGUCCCUGCACCCUCCGUUGCCCUGUGCCUCUGGGGGGGCCGGACUGGUGGCUGGAAGCCCUGAGAAAGGCAGUCCUCGCCCCAAGCCUCCUGUCCGGCCCAAGCCCCGUGUGCUGCCCAAGCCGGCCGUGCCUGCCAAACCCUGCCUGCCUCACCCUCCACCAGCACCGCGACACUCUCGUCCCGAGCUGCCCUCAGCAGAGAAGAUAAACCGCCUGGCAGGACCCCAGCCAUACAGUGGGGGCGGCUCUGGGGUGGCCCUCAGACGCCCUUCUUUCACCAUCAAGUCACCUGAGACCCCUAACGGGAAGGGCCUCCCAUGCCCACCAGUUUCGAGUCCUGAAGACUCGUGCUCAGCUGCCAGUGAUGAGGUGCCCCUGGCCCCAUCGACACCGUCCCGCAAAGGUCCGGCUCCCUUUAAGGUGACGCCAGUGCCUGUGGCAACCAAGAUGGAGCGAUUUCCAGGCACCACCGUGGAGGAGAUUCUGGCCAAAAUGGACAGCAAGGAGGGUCCGGGAAGCCCUGACCGGGCCCGCCUCUCUCCCUUUUGCCCCGAUUCUUCCUCUCGCUUUGGCUCCAAGACCUUCACUGCCUUCCGGAGACGCCCUAGUGGGGAGGCAGAUGGAGACUCCCCUGGUGAAGCCCGCCAACUGCUCCAGCAGGCUGAGGGAGAGCUGGGGACAGGGGGUGACAGAUACCCGAUGGUAGAGACGAGCAGCUCCUCCCCAGCCGGCCCGAGCUGUGCCGGGGACCCCUGUGGACUCCGGAGGCCACCAUCUCCCCCUGACCUCUCCUCUCUCCAGCUUGGACCUCCUGGCUCCCCAAGAUCUCCUGCUUGCCCACCUCCAGGAGCUCCUUUCCAGCCUGCUGAGCCUUCUGCCUCAGCCCCUGGUUCCCCUGAUGCCCCCCCAGAGCUGCUGGCCCCUGGAUCCCCGACCAUGGCCCCUGAAUCCCCUGAAUCUCCAGCUCAGCCUCCGACUGAGGAGCUCUUGGCCACCUCCAUCCAGGCUCCAGGUGCUCCCUCAUCUGUGGUUGAGCCUUGGCUUGGUGCCUCCCGCUCCCCAGGCUCCCCACACACCCCCAGCGAGGGAUCCCCCACUCCUGCCAGCCCCUCCACAUUGGGCACACCCCAGCUACCCCCUAGAGCCACCUGCCCCCCUGGCUCUCCCGAGUCUGCCACCGAGCCUGAGCCCUCACCUCCCCCGAGCCCACCCCCUGAGCUCCCUGCUAGAGCUUCUCGCCCUCCAGGCUCCCCUGGGGGUCCCGAUGACUCCCCUGUGUCCUCUCGGACUCCUGAAGGUCCUGAUUUCAGCCUUUCUCCCUCAAGCAGAGACUCAGGGCUGCGACGCUCAUCAGAGGGGGUGCUGCGGCCCCCUCCCAGUGAAGGGCAGGACAUGGGGUUGCUGGGGGGUUCACUGGGUGCCCUGCCCCAGCCUGGAGACCUGCCAGCAGAGCACUUGCUGAGCGGCGAGUCCAGUUGGAGCCUUUCCCAGUCCUUUGAGUGGACGUUCCCCACACGGGGGGUGAGGGGGCUGCCAUCCCCACCCAGGUCCCCCAUCCAGGAGGCAGCUGACUCGGGGCUGUCUGAAGAGGAUGAGUCAGACAGGGAGGGUGCAGCCACUGGAUCCCAUGAGGACAGCGGGAACACAGAUGGGCCUGGCCCUGCAAUGACCGUCAGCUGGGGAGCAGAGGGGGCUCCAUGCCCGGGGGGCCCUGUGGCUCAACAAGAGGCUGAGAGCUCGGAAGAGGAGGAGGGAGAAGAGGCAGAGCUGAACAGCACCGAGCUCCACAUAGUGGAGCCUAGCUUGGACCCAGCUGAGCCUGAGCCCCCUGUCAAGGCUGCCCCAUCAGAUCCAGCCCCCACCGAAGCUGACGCCUCCUGGGAGCCAGCGGGCGACUCUCCUGCAAGCCUGCAGGGCCUCAGUGGGCCGGGCCAGGAUGAAGGCUCCUCAAAGGGCCCUGAUGCCCACACCGACCCACGUUGGCUGACCGAGCUGCUGGCAUCACCUAGGGCCCGCACAUCAGGACGUGACCCUCUGAAGGCCGAGGAGCAGGAGGGCUUGCUUGGCUGGUCACGGAAGGACCUGUGCAGUGAAUUUGGCAUUGGGAGAUCUCAGCAGGCCGGUGCUUUUGACUGGAGCCAUAAGGCUGUGGCCAGACAGGGGGACUGGCCUGGUGAGAUGGAGCAGGAUCAAAAGUAUAGGACCAACUCAAGCAGGAACAACAGCUGCAGUAUCAGUGAUAUGAACCAGCAGGAUAGAGCCUUUGGUGCUGCUGAAAGGGACUGGAGCAGCAACUACAAAGGGACAGAGCUGAUGGGGGAUACGAGGCUUGGCAGCAGUGACUGGCCCAAAUCUCAUGGUCCGGGGGAAAGCUGCCUGCAGGAUCAAGACUUCAGCAAACCCACAUGGGGCACUGGGUAUGGCUUGGACAGUGCAGGCAACAGAGAGGAGGUCAGCUCCGGGAAGGCUGAAUGGAGCAGUCCCUACAGCGUGGGACAUGGCCAGCAGCAGGACAAGGAGCUGAGCUCCAGGCAGCCCGGCUGGGCUGGCAAGUACGGCUCUGGGGACCUGGAGACUCACAGUGGGGAUGCUGCACCUGUGUGGUCUAGUGAAUAUGGCACUGGUGAUGCAGGCAUCAAGGAUAGGGAGGUCACCUCGGACUGGACCAGUAAAUACAGUAGCAGGGAUGCUGAGACCAAGGACAAGGAUUUUACUCUAGGCUGGGCUGGCAGAUCCAGCACAGGGGAAACUGAGACCCCGGACAAAGAGUUUUGCUCCAGCAGGUCGGCUUGGGAUGGCAAAUACAGUACCAGAGACAUGGAGAGCCAGGACAGGGAGUUCAGCCCCAGCAGACCAGCCUGGUCUGGUGAAUACAGCACCCAAGACAUGGAGAGCCAAGACAGAGAAUUCAGCCCCAGCAGAUUGGCUGAGGCCAGCGAAUACAGCAGCAGGGACAUGGAGAUCCAGGACAGGGAGUUUAGCCCCAGCAGGCCAGCCUGUGCUGAAGAGCACAGCACCAGUGAUGUGGAGAGCCAGGACAGAGAGUUCACCAGCAGCAGACCCACCUGGCACAGUGAGUACACCAGCAGGGACAUGGAGAGCCAGGACAGAGAGUUCAGCCCCAACAGACCAGCUGAAGCCAGUGAGAACAGCGCCAGGGAUGUGGAGACCAAAGACAGGGAGCUCAAAUCCAAAAAACCGGCCUGGGAUGACGAAUACAUCACCAAGAACAUGGAGAGCCAGGACAGGGAGUUUGGCCCCAGCAGGUCAGUCUGGGCCAGCGAUUACGACUCUAUGAACACCAGAAAGGGAGAAUUUAGUUCUAGCAGGCUGAGCUGGGCUGGGGAAUGCAGCAUUGGCCAAACCGAACUGGCUAAUGCUUUUGGCGUCAGAAAAGAAGACUUGCCUGGCUUGUGUGCCCCCAGUUGCCCAGGCCAGGAGUCCAGCUGGGGGAGCACUGACCAGCAGGAGAGCGGCACCAGGGACUGGGCUGAAGAGCUGCGCCUUGGAGGAGCUGAACACCAAAAUCAGUUUGGUAUCAUUGGGACAGAGCGAGGGGCCGAUCUCUCCAGCACUGCAGUGUCAGCAGACAGCCCGAUGUCCUGGGCAAACAAAAUGAGGUCUGAGGUCCUGCAGGAGCCCCGGCAGCCCCUGGCAGACUGGCACAGCGAUCUCUCCUUCAGCACCUCAGGUUUUUCUGAUAAAGUUGAUGAGGGUGAGCCAGGCCAAAUGGCCUGGGAUGAGGGCCUGGCACCUGUGAGCAGUUCUGCCCAGCCCCAGCAAGCCAAGGUGGAGGAACCAGGCUGGAGCCAGGACCUGGAGGAAGCUGGCUGGAGCGAGAAGCUGCGUGAGGCUGAGGCCAGGCACCAAGAGUGGGCCAGUGCCUUUGGGGCCCGCUGUGCUGCCAGGAGCCAGGACUUCAGUGCUGGGGAGCCGAGCCUGGGAGGUGAUGGCGGUUCAGCAGAUGGAAGCCCUGAAAACAUCCAUCUCUCAGACUCCAGCCCACCACUGAGUGAUGAUGCUGUGGCUGAGCCUGCAGCUGCUCAGUCCCCCUGGGGCGAAUCAGCUGACCCACUGCUGAGAACAGACCCCAUGGAGCAGCAGGACCUGCCUGAGCUGGCUGCUGCCCCUCUGCCACCAGAGGCUGCUGGUGAGACUCCAGAAACAGAGACCGAAGAGACCCCUUCGGACCACCCAGAUGGGAAGAGACCGGUGAGCUGGGAGGAAAAGAGGCUCUCUGCGAGUGUCUCGCAGCCCGAGGGACUUCUGGACCUCUCUGGUCAGGAUUUCACCUUUCUCGAGGACACAGAGGUUCUGGACAGUACCAUGUACCGCAGCAAGGCCAACCUGGGCCGCAAACGAAGGCACCGGGCACCUGUUCUCCGCCCCGGGGCCACUUCAGAGGGGGACAGCUGGAUCUUCCAGGAUUCCACAGAGCCUCGUCCAGCCCGUGCAGCAGCAUCCUCCGAUGAGGAGGCAGCAGAAGAACCCAAGAGCCGGCGGGUGCGAGCGUCCCCGUCGGGGAAGGGUGUCAAGGUGCCACUCUUCCCUGGCCUUACCACGUCUGCCCUCAAGGCCAAGCUGAGGGGCCGAAACCGCUCUGCUGAGGAAGGGGCAUCGCCAGUGGACAGCAAGGCAACCCCCACAAAGGAUCCCCAUGUGCAGCGCUCCAAGUCCUGCAAGAUCCCUGGCCUGAGUGGGAAACCCCUGGCGCUGCCCCCUAAGCCUGAGAAGUCUUCAGGGUCAGACGCCUCCCCACCCCACUGGCUGCAAGCGCUGAAGCUGAAAAAGAAGAAAUAGUGAGCUGAUCUCAUGGGGCUCGCUCUCCUGUCCACAUGUCUAGGAGGCUGAUGGCUGGCAUCCCCAGGAUCAGGCUCCCUCUUCCCUCUAGCAGGACACACACACACAUCUAUGCACUUUGUAUGAUGCUCGCAGGGUUCCCACCCCACUCUUGUCCCUCCCCACUCCCAUUUCCCCAGAGUUCCUCUUCCUCGUCGUCCUCCCUCUUCCUCAUGUCCCCUGGGGGCUGGAGGUGGUCACAAAGGCCGCUCCCUUCCCUGACCUCCCCCUGCUCUCCUAUCACCCUCCAGACAAAGAGCAGCAGGUCAUUAUUUUGGUGCCACUUGACAGGACAAUAAAACUUUGUUGGUUGGU